This is a messenger RNA of Syzygium oleosum, 2579 nucleotides long. RefSeq lists its product as uncharacterized. The transcript has a single exon. Bases 84 to 2246 code for a protein of 720 amino acids. The record is from RefSeq and is a predicted model, not a curated record. NCBI's taxonomy places the organism in Eukaryota, Viridiplantae, Streptophyta, Magnoliopsida, Myrtales, Myrtaceae.
GCUUCUAAACUUCUUGGCACUCUGUUACCCUCACCAAGAGCACAAUCUGUCUAUAUUCACCAACAACAACAAAAAAAAGAAACAUGAGGGACUUGCAAGGAAGCCGAGUGGUGACGGGGAACCAAAUCAUCACCCAGGCCACCGUGGUUGUGGAGAGGCUCCAAACCCCGGAGGGCAUGCUCGCGCUGAUAGAGCUCUACGUGGGCUCGGUCGCCUUCCUGCUCCUCUUCCUCGCAGCUUUCGGCUCAUUGAGGCGUCGGAACAACAACCCGAUGCUCAAGGUCGUGCUGUGGGCCGCGUACACUCUCUCGGGCUACUUGAUAACGUACACGCUCGGGCUAAUGCGCGAAUCCCCGUUCCGCAACCCACUGUUCCCGCUGUGGGCGACUUUCUUGAUGAUCUUUCUCGGAAGCUCAAACUCUUUCUCUGCAUACAGUCUUGAGGACAAUGAGCAGUGGAAGAAUUAUGCUUGGCAACACUUAGUCACGUUCAUAGGGUUACUAACAUUGUGGACACUCUAUCUGACCACCAUGCCGUCAAGGCUGGCGGUUUUCCUGCUCUAUUUCGUCCUCCUAGUGCUGAAGACAACAGAGAGAGCACUGUCGCUCGUGCCGGUGAGCGUGUUUGGCCGGCACCGAUUAAUAAAAUGGGUCGCGGAUCAUAUGAGCUCCAAGCGUCGUUGCCCGGAUCCCAGCGAAGUCGAUCCCAUCACUAUGAAAGGAUACAAAUAUGUGGUGAAAAUGAGUCGGACCUUACUCGAGAAAAUCUUUGGUGAAGUCGGAGCACCAAAGCCAAAUUCCAAUAUGGUUUCAGAAGACUACGAGGAGGAAGUCAUCACCAUAGAAAAGGUGUGGGCGUGCAAAGGGCGGCUUUUGAGCUCAAGCGGGGGUGACCGGGAUGACAAGCUCAAGGAUAUUUGCCUCUCUUAUGCGCUCUACCUGCUUCUCCGUUUGAAAUUUUCGCGCUACUUGUUGCCAGAAGAAGCUCAUCAGACGGCUUGGCGCUUAAUUCGAGAAGGAAUUCUUCAGAAAGAAGAUGAUGGGUCUGAGCGAGCAUUUCGAGUCGCUGAAGUCGAGCUUACCUUUCUUCACGAUUUUUUCUACACCAAUUACCCCGUCAUUUUCCAAGCGCGCCUUUGGCCGCUGAAAGUGGUGGAGCUUUUGUGUUUGAUCAUGGGCACAAUGCUAACAGUAGUAUUCCUGAUGCCCAAGACCACAAAGCCCCAAGGUAUUUUUGUCCAAUUGGUGACAUCCGAUGGGUUGAGCAUCGACGUUCUCAUGACUGCGGUCUUUCUCCUGGUAUUCAUAUGUGUUGAGCUUGUUCAGCUCUUUCUAAUGGCUAUCUCCGAUUGGGCGAAACUUAGAUGGCUUUGCAACUACGUGAAAAAGGAGUCGUGGCACGGGAACAAGCCCAUGGAGAAGCUGAUAGGACUAAUAUGCCGGGUACGUUUGAAGCCUUGGGAAAGGAAACUUCGCCAAUACUCUUUUCUCGAAUCGUACAAUUACGUCCCUUCUAGAUUGCUCUACAAUUUCUGCACAAUCAAUUUCAUCGAUGUGGUUCGGAGCGGUCAAAAACAAGGCGCUCCUGUUGAAUUGUCGAAUGAAGUGAAGAAGGCUGUGUUUCAUUCUCUGAAGAACAGUAACGGAAAAUUGGAGAAUGGACAAGCUUCUUUGAGACUAAACAAUGUGUCAGAUGAGCUCUCUUGGGCAUGCCAGCUCAAGACGCAAACUCGUGUUAUAAUGGUUUGGCAUAUUGCUACGAGCUUUCUUGAGCACGAGCGGCCGUCGAAUGAAGAUCCAAACUUCCACGUAGCGACUAACUUGUCCAAAUAUCUUGCCUAUUUGGUGGCAUUCGCCCCGAGAUUGCUACCCGACCACCUUUAUGACGCGGAGAACGUGUUUGACCAAAUAACCCGCGAAGCUCGGGAGGUGCUUGAGGGGUACAAGAAAUAUGAAGCAAGAAUCAAACGACUGACGGAGAUUGCGAAAGAACCAGAGGAUCCGGAUACGGUUAUGAAUCGGGGCGCUUGGUUGGGGAAUCAAUUGCUUGGAAAGGACGUGCAGCUUAUUUGGAAGAUACUGGCGGAGUUUUGGGCCGAACUUACGUUAUACGUGGCUCCAUCCGACGAUGCAAAAGCGCACGUUGAGCACUUGGUAAUGGGAGGGGAGUUUGUGACUCACUUGUGGGCUUUGGUCUCUCAUGCCGGCCUACAGCGAAAGCCUCUUAGCGAUGCAAAUAUGGCAUAGCUAGGGGAGCGCAUUCUUGGCAGCUACGUUAAUUGUACUUUCGACCUACACAGGUUUCUUCGUUUACUCCCAUUCAGGAAGAUCUCUUGAGCGGAUGGAAAACAAUUCGUGCGUAGGAUUACAUCUUGUCUAGCUGACUUUGUUGUUUUCUCGGAGUUAGUUUCAGAUAAACCAGCUUGCAAUGAUCGUUUCCGAGAUCUUGAGAAUUAAUUGUAUCAGCAAGAAGAAACAUUGAGUGGUUCUAGAGAGCAGUUUGAAUUGGGUCAGGAGGGUCCAUGUACUUAAUGUAAUUCAGGUGACAUGGCUUGCCAAUAUUUCAUUGAGUGAUCCAUC